Ctenopharyngodon idella (grass carp) is the source of this 3655-nucleotide messenger RNA. Its product is annotated as ribonuclease inhibitor-like. The coding region runs from base 243 to 734 and encodes 163 amino acids. The record is from RefSeq and is a predicted model, not a curated record. Gene Ontology annotation, molecular function: protein binding. The transcript is spliced from 5 exons. NCBI's taxonomy places the organism in Eukaryota, Metazoa, Chordata, Actinopteri, Cypriniformes, Xenocyprididae.
CAGGACAUCUCACCUGAAACUUCAGUCAACCUGUUCUACUGCUUACUGGAGCUCAAUGACAAUUCACUAUAUACAGAAAUCCAAAGAUACUUCAGAUCAUCUCCAGAAAGACCCCUCUCUUCUUCCAUGUGCUCACUGAUUGCUUACGUACUGCUGAUGUCAGAGGAGGUGCUGGAUGAGCUCGACCUGAAGAGGUACAAUACUGAACUGGGAGGAAAAAGGAGACUCCUGCCAGCUGUGAGAUGCUACAGAAAAGCAGAAUACCAAACUCACCCCUGAUAGAGCUGGACAUAAGUCGCAAUUACCUGCAUGACUCAGGAAUGAAGCUGCUCUCUGAUGGACUGAAGAGCCCAAACUGUCAGCUGAAGAUACUGAGAUUGGAAGGCUGUUCUCUCACAGGUCAGUGCUGUGAAAUCGUGGCAUCAGUUCUACAAUCAUCAAACUCCCGUCUAAUAGAGCUGGACAUGAGUGGCAAUGACCUGCAGGACUCAGGAGUAAAGCUGCUCUCUGAUGGACUGAAGAGCCCAAACUGUCAGCUGGAGAUACUGAGAUUAUGGGGCUGUGAGGUGACAGAUGAAGGCUGUGGUUAUCUGGCUUCAGCUCUGCGUUCAAAUCCCUCACACCUGAGAGAGCUGGAACUGAGCUUGAAUCACCCUGGAGAAUCAGGAGUCAAGAUGCUUUCUGAUCUACUUAACGAUCCAAACUGCACACUGAACAAACUCGAAAGCUGGUAAUCUCAAACUGGAUCCAAACACAGCAAGACACUUGUCUUAUUCUGUCUGAGGAGAACACAAAUAUGACAUGUGUUUAAGGAUCAGCCAUAUCCUGAUCAUCCAGAGAGAUUUGAUGAGUGUCUUGAGGUUCUGUGUAGAGAGAGUCUGAAUGGACGCUGUUACUGGGAGGCUGAAUGGAGUCAGUGAAUGAAUAUCAGUGACAUAUAAAGAUAUCAGCAGGAAAGGAAGGAGACACUGUAAAUUUGGAUUUAACAAAAUAUUCUAUCCAAAAUAGUCUGAACUGUUCUGAUUACAGAUUCACUGGCCGUCACAAUAAUCUGAAAACCAUCAUAUCUGCCUCCAGAUGGAAUCCUAAACCCUCGCAAUCCCGCUUUGAAUGUUGGGUAGAAGUCUGCUGCAGAGCUCACGGGCUUGCAGGCUUUGCAAAAGUGCACAUUGAGGGUGCAUUGAGGGUGCAUAUUGGCCGCAAAGGGGGCACUCCCGAACAUGUGUCAAACUCAGUUCCUCGAGGGCUACUGUCCUGCAGAGUUUAGCUCCAACCAGCUCCAAAAUACCUGCCUAGAAUUUUCUUAUAAUCCUGAAGACCUUGAUUAGCUGGUUCAGGUGUGUUUAAUUAGGGUUCAAGCUAAACUGUGCAGGGCUGUGCCCUCCAGGACUGAGUUUGACACCCCUGCCCUACGGUCUUGUGGACUUGAUGGACACGCCCACGUGGCAGCCAUUGUAACAAUAUUUUAUCUUUUGACGCUGACGCAUCCAAGUGUGAAAUGCCCGCGCUCAGGCUCUACAGUGAGUGAAAUGCCCAUACUGACGCGCUCAGGCUCAGCUGUCAAGUCAUCAUAGGUUAGGUAAGUCACAAUGGCAAUUAGUUUUUCCGAUGAUAUAUGUCACCAACCGUCAAGCAUUAGGCCUACAUUUAAGUGAAAAUGAAUGCCAAGUAGGCUAAUAUGCAGCUUGUUGUACGUUUUGAAACCAGCAAAAUCACGCACCUGCAGCGCUUCUGUGAACGGAGAAAACAGAAUAAAACUAUAGGCCUACAUAACACAUAUACAAUAAAAGGGAAUAUUUAGGCCUAUAGGCUACGCGAAAUAUUUCACUUAAAUAAUUAAGUCUACAGAUUAACAAAACGAAAUUGGUUCAGUGGCGCACUCCAAAGAUCUAGGAAAGGACAUUCUGCUUGUUUUCGUUAUUUAAGUGUCUUUUGUAAAUGUAUGAAUUAUGGCUUGCUUUUACCUGUAUGACCAUAAAUUACGGAGUACAGUUUACUGUCUUAGAAGGAAAAAAAAAAAAAAAUUCCAUGGUCGCGCCGGCGGCUCGAUCACGCGCGCGCACACAAAUUCUUGCAUUGCUUAGCCUACUUAACAUAGCAGCCUGUUAAAUAAUUAAAAUAAAAUACAAUCAAUCAAACAUAAAUCUGCUCAAUUCAAUUCUGUAAUACAAUUUGCCGUUUACCACCCGUGACCACCGCCUGACUGUUCUGUUAUGUGAAGGAUGAUGUCGAUAAUGCGAGUGAAGUAGCUACAAAGCUUAAUAAAUAGCCUAAUAAUUUAGCAUUCGUCUCGAAAAUGGAAACAGUGACGAAUGAGAAAGCUACAGAUUUAACAAGCGUUUGUUGUGAGUUAUGACAGACAGGCUUCAGAUUCACUUUAAAUUAAUUCGUUUAGCAUCUUAUUUAGUUUUUAUCUGAUUAAUAAGCCUGUUUCUCGCCUUGAAUAUAGCAAUAGAAGCUGGAAUGGCGUUAAAAAAGAAAAGAGAUUUUUUUUAGAAUUAUUUUUUAUUCGUUUUGGCUUGACGUACAACCUGAAUAGGACAUCUGUUAACUUUAGAGGUUUUGUGGUAAAAAAAAAUAGGGCAGUUUUGUUCAUAAUUUAUGUUUACAAACAUUAUAAACAAAGCUAUAUAGGCAAGGCUAUUUGUAAACAUUUUAAUUUAUUUACCGAUAAAUUACAUUAUUUCUGAAUGUAAUAAUAAUGCGACAUAUAUUUUUUCCUCUCAGGAAUAGCGUCGGUAUUUUUAACCAUGCAGCAAACAUUUUAAAAUAUCUUGAAAAAAUACAUAAACCGUUGAUAGUUUUUUCUUUCGUUUAAUAGGUUUACAUUUGGACAGAAUCUUAUAAAAGAUAACUGUAGGCCUAUUGGCUAAGACGGCAAAUAUUCUCUUUGUUUUUUAAUAAAUAAAAUGCUGUAGGCUACGUAUUAUUAUUAUUAUAAUUAAGUAGGCUACAUGCAAACAAAAAAAGUUACAAAAAAAUAAUGUUAUUAACCGUUAUUUUUUCUAAACAAACCGGUUUCGGAACGUUAAUAAUACAGAAGUUCCUUCUGGAACAGAAAAAAUACUGAUUCUGCUCGGAGUGAAACGAUUGAAUUUUUUUGUUUUUAAGCCCUGUUUUGUAUUGUGAGGCCUGUAUAUCCGCUCAGUCCAAUUUUGUGCCGCAAACAUCCAUGAAAGCUUUUAACUAUCAUGCUGGCAAGUAAUCAUGUACCACCCGACAUGAAUCACAAAUAAUUUUAAUAACACGGUGUAAGAAACUGUAGUCUGCCUCGACCCAGAUUCCACUGCAAAGUAUAUUUUAGAAUGAGCUCAUCCCCAAAAUGGCUUAAUUAUCACAGAGAAGAAAGUCAACAGUUAUGUUGUUUCUGCACCAUUUGGGCUGAUCACAUCCUGACCAAAUGGUCAUCAAUUGUAGAAUGGGAAUAGGUGUGGGACAGUGGGAGCCAUCUCAGACAAUGGGGUGUGUCACAACUUCAUUAACAUACAGACCACAGCUGCUAAUACAUGAGCAACUACAUUUACAUGAAGAGUGGUAAACUGUAACAGGAUAAAAAGUUUGAGAUUUGGAUGUUCUGUUCAUUCCGACUCCGAUGAACCCAAGGUGCUACGUGUACUUUAUCACUGCUAUGUUGCAAUAAACUGCUUCAUCAAGA